AUGAGCUGCAACGGCGGCUCCCACCCGCGCAUCAACACGCUGGGCCGCCUGACCCGCGCCGAGUCGGGCCCGGACCUGCGCUACGAGGGGACCUGCGGCGGCGGCGGCGGAGGCGGCGGCACCACCACCAGGAUGUUCUACUCGCGGCGCUGCGGGGUCGCCGAGCAGAACUCGGACGGAUACUGUCAAACUGGCACCAUGUCCAGGCACCAGAACCAGAACACCAUCCAGGAGCUGCUGCAGAACUGCUCGGACUGUCUGAUGCGGGCAGAGCUCAUUGUGCAGCCUGAACUGAAAUACGGAGAUGGAAUCCAGCUGGCUAGAAGCAGAGAACUGGAUGAGUGUUUUGCACAGGCCAACGACCAGAUGGAAAUCACAGAUAGCUUGAUCCGGGAGAUGCGGCAGAUGGGCCAGCCAUGUGAAGCUUAUCAGAAAAGACUGCUUCAGCUGCAGGAGCAAAUGCGAGCCCUUUAUAAAGCCAUCAGCGUCCCUCGUGUCCGAAGAGCCAGUUCCAAGGGCGGCGGAGGCUACACGUGCCAGAGUGGCUCCGGGUGGGACGAGUUCACCAAGCGCCUCACGGGCGACUGUCUGGGCUGGAUGAGGCAGCAGCGGGCGGAGAUGGACUUGAUCGCCUGGGGUGUGGACUUGGCCUCGGUGGAACAGCACGUCAACAGCCACAGAAGCAUCCACAAUGCGAUCGGAGAUUACCGCUGGCAGCUGGAUAAGAUCAAGGCCGACCUGCGUGAGAAGUCUGCCAUCUACCAGUUGGAGGAGGAGUAUGAAAACCUGCUGAAAGCGUCCUUCGAGAGGAUGGACCACCUGCGCCAGCUGCAGAACAUCAUCCAGGCCACGUCCCGGGAGAUCAUGUGGAUCAAUGACUGCGAGGAGGAGGAGCUGCUGUACGACUGGAGCGACAGGAACACGGACAUCGCGCAGAAGCAAGAGGCCUUCUCGAUCCGCAUGAGCCAACUGGAGGUCAAGGAAAAGGAGCUUAAUAAGCUUAAGCAAGAAAGCGAUCAACUUGUCCUCAAUCAGCAUCCGGCUUCAGACAAAAUUGAGGCGUACAUGGACACGUUGCAGACGCAGUGGAGCUGGAUCCUGCAGAUCACCAAGUGCAUCGACGUGCACCUCAAAGAAAAUGCAGCCUACUUCCAGUUUUUUGAAGAGGCCCAGUCGACUGAAGCCUACUUGAAGGGUCUGCAGGACUCCAUCCGGAAGAAGUACCCCUGUGACAAGAACACACCCCUGCAGCAUCUUCUGGAGCAGAUCAAGGAGCUGGAGAAAGAGCGGGAGAAAAUCCUAGAAUACAAGCGUCAGGUGCAGAACUUGGUGAACAAGUCCAAGAAGAUCGUGCAGCUGAAGCCACGGAACCCAGACUACAGGAGCAACAAGCCCAUUAUCCUCCGGGCUCUGUGUGACUACAAGCAGGACCAGAAAAUCGUGCACAAAGGGGACGAAUGCAUCCUGAAGGACAACAACGAGCGCAGCAAGUGGUGCGUGACGGGCCCUGGAGGCGUGGACAUGCUCGUGCCCUCCGUGGGGCUCAUUGUCCCCCCUCCGAACCCGCUGGCUGUGGAUCUCUCCAGCAAGAUCGAGCAGUACUACGAAGCCAUCUUGGCUCUGUGGAACCAGCUGUACAUCAACAUGAAGAGCCUGGUAUCCUGGCACUACUGCAUGAUUGACAUUGAGAAGAUUCGGGCCAUGACCAUCGCCAAGCUGAAAACCAUGCGGCAGGAGGAUUACAUGAAGACCAUCUCGGACCUUGAGCUGCACUACCAGGAGUUCAUCCGGAACAGCCAGGGCUCGGAGAUGUUCGGCGACGACGACAAACGGAGAAUGCAGUCGCAGUUCACGGACGCCCAGAAGCACUACCAGACUCUGGUCAUCCAGCUGCCAGGCCACCCGCAGCACCAGACAGUGACCAAAACUGAAAUCACGCAUGUUGGCUCCUGCCAAGACGUCAACCACAAUAAAGUAAUUGAAACGAACAGAGAAAAUGACAAACAAGAAACGUGGCUGCUGAUGGAGCUGCAGAAGAUCCGCAGGCAGAUGGAGCACUGUGAGGGCCGGAUGUCGCUGAAGAACCUGCUGCUGGUGGAGCAGGGUUCACCGCACCACAUCACUGUGAAGAUCAACGAGCUCAAGAGCGUACAGAACGACUCACAAGCCAUCGCCGAGGUUCUCAACCAGCUGAAAGACAUGCUUGCUAACUUCCGAGGGUCUGAAAAGUACUGCUAUUUACAGAAUGAGGUGUUUGGACUGUUUCAGAAGCUGGAAAAUAUCAACGGUGUUACAGAUGGCUACUUAAACAGCCUGUGCUCAGCAAGAGCUCUUCUCCAGGCCAUUCUCCAAACAGAAGACAUGUUAAAGGUCUAUGAGGCAAGGCUUACUGAGGAGGAAACUGUCUGCCUGGACCUGGAUAAGGUGGAAGCUUACCGCUGUGGACUGAAGAAAAUAAAAAAUGACUUGAACUUGAAGAAGUCCCUGUUGGCCACCAUGAAGACAGAGCUGCAGAAGGCCCAGCAGAUCCACUCCCAGACAUCCCAGCAGUAUCCGCUGUACGAUCUGGACCUGGGCAAGUUCAGUGAGAAGGUCACACAGCUGACAGAUCGCUGGCAAAAGAUAGAUAAACAAAUAGACUUCAGACUGUGGGACCUGGAGAAGCAAAUUAAACAACUGAGGAAUUAUCGUGAUAACUAUCAGAGCUUCUGCAAGUGGCUGUAUGAUGCCAAGCGCCGCCAGGAUUCCUUGGAGUCCAUGAAGUUUGGAGAUUCCAACACAGUCAUGCGGUUUUUAAAUGAGCAGAAGAACUUGCACAAUGAAAUAUCUGGCAAACGAGACAAAUCGGAAGAAGUCCACAAAAUCGCUGAACUGUGUGCAAAUUCAAUUAAGGAUUAUGAACUCCAGCUGGCAUCAUACACCUCAGGGCUAGAAACUCUACUGAACAUACCUAUCAAGAGGACUAUGGUUCAGUCCCCAUCAGGGGUGAUUCUGCAAGAGGCUGCUGAUAUUCACGCUCGGUAUGUAGAGCUGCUCACGAGGUCUGGAGACUAUUACAGAUUCUUGAGUGAAAUGCUGAAGAGUUUGGAAGAUCUGAAGCUGAAAAAUACCAAGAUAGAAGUUUUGGAAGAAGAGCUCAGACUGGCCCGUGAUGCCAACUCCGAAAACUGUAACAAAAACAAGUUUCUGGACCAGAACCUGCAAAAAUACCAGGCCGAGUGUUCCCAGUUCAAGGCGAAGCUCGUGAGCCUGGAGGAGCUGAAGAGACAAGCUGAGCUGGACGGCAAGUCGGCCAAGCAAAACCUGGACAAGUGCUACGCCCAGAUCAAAGAGCUCAACGAGAAGAUCACGCGGCUCACGUACGAGAUCGAAGACGAGAAGCGAAGGAGGAAGACCGUGGAAGACAGGUUUGACCAGCAGAAGAACGACUAUGACCAGCUGCAGAAGGCCAGGCAGAGCGAGAAGGAGAACCUGGGCUGGCAGAAGCUGGAGUCGGAGAAAGCCAUCAAGGAGAAAGAGUACGAGAUAGAGAGGUUGAGGGUUCUGCUGCAGGAGGAGGGCGCCCGGAAGAGAGAGUAUGAAAAUGAGCUGGCAAAGGUAAGAACCCACUAUAAUGAGGAGAUGAGUAAUUUGAGAAACAAGUAUGAAACAGAGAUUAACAUUACAAAGACCACCAUCAAGGAGAUCUCCAUGCAGAAGGAGGAUGAUUCCAAGAAUCUCAGGAACCAGCUGGACCGGCUCUCCAGGGAGAACCGGGACCUAAAGGACGAGAUCGUCCGGCUCAACGACAGCAUCCUCCAGGCCUCGGAGCAGCGCCGGCGGGCCGAGGAGAGCGCGCUGCAGCAGAAGGCCUGCGGCUCGGAGCUCCUGCAGAAGAAGCAGCAGCUGGAGGCGGAGCUGCGGCAGGCCGUCCAGCAGCGCGCGGACGACAGCGCCAGGCACAAGCAGUCGCUGGAGGAGGCCGCCAGGACCAUCCAGGACAAAAACAAGGAGAUCGAAAGACUCAAAGCCGAGUUUCAGGAAGAGGCCAAGCGCCGCUGGGAAUACGAAAAUGAACUGAGCAAGGUAAGAAACAGUUACGAUGAGGAGAUCAUUAGCUUAAGAAACCAGUUCGAGACCGAGAUCAACAUCACCAAGACCACCAUCCACCAGCUCACCAUGCAGAAGGAAGAGGACACCAGCGGCUACCGCGCCCAGAUAGACGGUCUCACCCGGGAGAACCGGAGCUUGGCCGAGGAGAUAAAGAGGCUGAAGAGCACGCUGGCCCAGACCACCGACAGUCUCAGGAGGGUCGAAGAGAACGUCCAGCAGCAAAAAGCCACCGGCACGGAGGUGUCCCAGAGGAAGCAGCAGCUGGAGAUCGAACUGCGGCAGGUCACUCAGAUGCGAACGGAAGAGAGCAUGAGGUACAAGCAGUCCCUGGACGACGCUGCCAAGACGAUCCAGGACAAAAACAAAGAAAUCGAAAGGUUGAAACAGCUGGUGGAGAAAGAGAGCAGUGAACGCAAAUGCCUGGAGGACGAAAAUGCCAAACUGCAGAGGGCCCAGUUUGAGCUGCAGAAAGCUCACAGCAGCGCCUCCGAGACGGUGAGCAAGCUGAGGGGGCAGGAGCAGGAGCUGUCGCGGCUGCGCGUCGACUACGAGCGGGUGUCCCAGGAGCGGACAGUGAAGGAGCAGGACCUCGGCCGCCUCCAGGGCUCCCUGAAGGAGCUGCAGCUACAGAAGCAGAAGGCGGAGGAGGAGCUGAGCUGGCUGAAGAGGUCGGCGUCCGAGGACUCCUGCAAGAGGAAGAGGCUGGAGGAGGAGCUGGAGGCCAUGCGGAGGUCUCUGAAAGAGCAAGCCAUCAAGAUCACCAGCCUGACGCAGCAGCUGGAGCAGGCGUCCAUCGUGAAGAAGAGGAGCGAGGACGACCUCCGGCAACAGAGGGACGUGCUGGAUGGCCACGUGCGGGAGAAGCAGAGGACCCAGGAGGAGCUGCGGCGGCUCUCCGCGGAGGUCGAGGCCCUGCGGAGGCAGCUGCUGCAGGAGCAAGACAACGUGAAGCAGGCUCACGUGCGGAAUGAACACUUCCAGAAGGCCAUAGAAGACAAGAGCAGAAGCCUCAACGAGAGCAAAAUCGAGAUCGAGAGGCUGCAGUCGCUCACCGAGAACUUGACCAAGGAGCAUCUGAUGCUGGAGGAAGAGCUGCGGAACCUGCGGCUGGAAUACGACGACCUGCGGAGGGGCCGGAGCGAGGCGGACAGCGGCAAGAACGCAACCAUCUCGGAGCUACGGAGCCAACUGCAGAUCAGCAACAACCGGACCCUGGAACUGCAGGGCCUGAUUAAUGAUUUACAAAGAGAGAGGGAAAAUUUGAGACAGGAAAUUGAGAAAUUCCAAAAGCAGGCUUUAGAGGCUUCUAAUAGGAUUCAGGAAUCAAAGAGUCAGUGCACUCAGGUGGUUCAGGAGAGAGAGAGCCUUCUGGUGAAGAUCAAGGUCCUGGAGCAAGACAAGGCGAGACUGCAGAGGCUGGAGGAAGAGCUGACUCGGGCCAAGGCGACGCUGGAGGCCGAGUGCAGGGUGAAGCAGCGCCUGGAGAGCGAGAAGCAGCAGAUCCAGAACGACCUGGACCAGUGGAAGACCCAGUACUCCCGCAAGGAGGAGGCCAUCCGGAAGAUCGAGUCGGAGAGAGAGAAGAGCGAGAGGGAGAAGAACAGCCUCAGGAGUGAGAUUGAGAGACUCCAGGCCGAGAUCAAGAGGAUUGAGGAGCGCUGCCGGCGCAAGCUGGAGGAUUCCUCCCGGGAGACGCAGUCGCAGCUGGAAACAGAGCGCUGCCGGCUCCAGAGAGAGAUCGACAGGCUCCGGCAGCGCCCGUACGGGGCCCACCGCGAGACCCAGACCGAGUACGAGUGGACUGUGGACUCGUCCAAGCUGGUGUUUGACGGGCUCCGGAAGAAGGUGACAGCCAUGCAGCUCUACGAGUGCCAGCUGAUUGACAAGACAACCUUGGACAGGCUGCUGCAAGGGAAGAAGUCGGUGGAAGAGGUCGCUUCUGAAAUCCAGCCUUUCUUGCGGGGUGCAGGGGCUAUCGCCGGCGCCUCGGCUUCUCCUAAGGAAAAAUACUCUUUGGUAGAGGCCAAGAGAAAGAAAUUUAUCACCCCAGAAUCCACAGUCAUGCUGCUGGAGGCCCAGGCAGCCACAGGUGGGAUCAUUGAUCCCCAUCGGAAUGAGAAGCUCACGGUCGACAGUGCCAUAGCUCGGGAUCUCAUCGACUUCGACGACCGCCAGCAGAUCUACACAGCGGAGAAAGCCGUCACCGGUUUCGAUGACCCGUUUUCGGGCAAGACAGUAUCUGUUUCGGAAGCCAUCAAGAAGAAUCUAAUUGAUCGAGAAACCGGAAUGCGCUUGUUGGAAGCCCAGCUCGCCUCUGGGGGUGUCGUCGACCCUGUCAACAGUGUCUUUUUGCCAAAAGAUGUCGCUGUGGCCCGCGGGCUGAUCGACAGAGACCUGUAUCGCUCUCUGAAUGAUCCCCGAGACAGUCAAAAGAACUUUGUGGAUCCGGUCACCAAGAAGAAAGUCAGCUACGCGCAGCUGAGGGAACGAUGCAGAAUCGAGCCGCACACAGGCCUGCUCCUGCUGUCGGUGCAGAAGAGGAGCAUGUCCUUUCAGGGGAUCCGGCAACCUGUGACCGUCACUGAGCUGGUCGACUCUGGAAUAUUGAGACCAUCUACUGUGAAUGAACUGGAAUCCGGUCAGAUUUCCUAUGAUGAAGUUGGUGAGAGAAUUAAGGACUUUCUCCAAGGCUCGAGCUGCAUCGCAGGCAUCUACAACGAGACCACGAAACAAAAGCUUGGCAUUUAUGAAGCCAUGAAGAUUGGCUUAGUUCGACCCGGUACUGCCCUGGAGCUGCUGGAAGCCCAAGCCGCUACUGGCUUUAUAGUGGAUCCCGUUAGCAACUUGAGGCUGCCUGUGGAGGAAGCCUACAAAAGAGGCCUGGUGGGCAUCGAGUUCAAAGAGAAGCUUCUGUCUGCAGAACGAGCUGUCACUGGUUAUAACGACCCAGAGACCGGAAACAUCAUCUCUCUCUUCCAAGCAAUGAACAAGGAACUCAUCGAGAAGGGCCAUGGGAUUCGCUUGUUGGAAGCGCAGAUCGCUACUGGCGGGAUCAUUGAUCCAAAAGAGAGCCACCGUUUGCCCGUGGACAUGGCGUAUAAGCGGGGCUAUUUUAACGAGGAGCUGAGUGAGAUUCUGUCAGAUCCAAGUGAUGAUACCAAAGGGUUUUUUGACCCCAACACUGAAGAAAAUCUCACCUACCUGCAGCUGAAAGAAAGAUGCAUCAAAGACGAAGAAACAGGGCUCUGUCUUUUGCCCCUGAAAGAGAAGAAGAAACAGGUGCAGACAUCGCAAAAGAACACCCUCAGAAAGCGUCGCGUGGUCAUAGUGGACCCAGAAACCAAUAAGGAGAUGUCUGUUCAGGAGGCCUACAAGAAGGGCCUCAUCGAUUACAAAACCUUCAAAGAACUGUGCGAGCAGGAGUGUGAGUGGGAAGAGAUCACCAUCACCGGGUCAGACGGCUCCACCAGGGUGGUCCUGGUGGACAGGAAGACAGGCAGUCAGUAUGACAUUCAAGAGUCCAUCGACAAGGGCCUGGUUGACCGGAAGUUCUUUGACCAGUACCGCUCCGGCAGCCUUAGCCUCACUCAGUUUGCUGACAUGGUCUCCUUGAAAAACGGCUUUGGGAACAACGGCAGCGGCGUCAGUGAUGACGUCUUCAGCAGCUCCAGGCACGAGUCCGUGAGUAAGAUCUCCACCGUUUCCAGCGUCAGGAACCUCACCAUCAGGAGCAGCUCUCUGUCCGACCCUCUGGAGGAGUCGAGCCCCAUCGCGGCCAUCUUUGACACAGAAAACCUGGAGAAGAUCUCCAUCACCGAGGGGAUAGAGCGGGGCAUCGUCGACAGCAUCACGGGCCAGAGGCUUCUGGAGGCCCAGGCCUGCACCGGAGGCAUCAUCCACCCUACCACCGGCCAGAAGCUGUCCCUUCAGGAUGCAGUCACCCAGGGUCUCAUCGACCAAGACAUGGCCACCAGGCUGAAGCCUGCCCAGAAGGCCUUCAUCGGCUUUGAAGGUGUGAAAGGAAAGAAGAAGAUGUCCGCGGCAGAGGCCGUGAAGGAGAAGUGGCUCCCCUAUGAGGCCGGCCAGCGCUUCCUGGAGUUCCAGUUCCUCACCGGGGGCCUCGUGGACCCAGAAGUGCAUGGCAGGAUCAGCACGGAAGAAGCCAUCCGGAAGGGCUUCAUUGACGGCCGGGCGGCCCAGAGGCUGCAGGACAUCAGCAGCUAUGCCAAGAUCCUCACCUGUCCCAAGACGAAACUGAAGAUCUCCUACAAGGAUGCCAUGAAUCGCUCCAUGGUGGAAGACAUCACGGGGCUACGUCUUCUGGAGGCGGCCUCAGUGUCCUCCAAGGGCCUGCCCAGCCCCUACAACGUGUCCUCGGCCCCAGGCUCCCGCUCGGGCUCUCGGUCAGGCUCCCGGUCCGGCUCGCGCUCGGGCUCCCGCAGCGGGUCUCGGAGAGGAAGCUUCGAUGGCACGGGGAGUUCUUCCUACUCCUACUCCUAUAUGUUCAGCAGCAGCUCCAUCGGGCACUCGUAGUCACUGAGAGAGCCGAGGCCGCCCAGCUCUCGCGUCGUCGACAGGAAUUUCUACUUUCUUGAAUGCCAGCAAAAGAAAACCUGGUGCUUUGCAGUGUAGCGAUAGAAUUUUUUAUGCUUAAAACGUAGCCAAGGUCAAAAUCAAAUAGUAAAGGCUGUUCUGACUUUCUAAACUUUUCGCUUAGCAUAAGGAAUGUAGUACACUUCUGUAUAGUUUAUGUGAGGUGGUAAUCACUUGUAAGGAUAGCACAAAUUGAAUUUCGAAUUUGGUUCUUCGUGUGUUUAGAUUUUGGGUCAGUUCUUCCUGAAGCUGUUUUUGACCUACAAGGUAGAUUUAUUUUCUUGGAGAUAGAUAUUAAACUCAUCCCUGGUGUUUUGGCCAUCAUUCUGUGUCUCGUCUAAAUAUUUCCAUUUUCUGUAUUAGGAGAAAACUGUCCCCCCACCCAAGCUUUUGCCCCGUUUUCUUUAGUUUAAAAAUAUGGAUUGUAUAACUCAUAUAUUCUUCAAUGCUGUUGUUUGGUUCGGUAUUCAUUUGACUAUGUCCGUGAUACCAGGAAUCUUUUUCUUCAAAGUUUUCUGUUUAUUUUGCUUGUUAUUGCAAAUGUGCUUUUAAAAGGUGUCUGUGGAGUUUACUGCUCUGGCAAUAAAGUUUUAGACUUUGGAA
This is a messenger RNA of Jaculus jaculus (lesser Egyptian jerboa), 9288 nucleotides long. It is a transcript of the gene Dsp, whose product is annotated as desmoplakin. Gene Ontology annotation, biological process: cell-cell adhesion; wound healing; skin development. Gene Ontology annotation, cellular component: cytoplasm; intermediate filament; plasma membrane. The transcript has 24 exons. The record is from RefSeq and is a predicted model, not a curated record. Lineage: Eukaryota; Metazoa; Chordata; Mammalia; Rodentia; Dipodidae. Bases 1 to 8625 code for a protein of 2874 amino acids. Gene Ontology annotation, molecular function: structural molecule activity.